Corticium candelabrum is the source of this 4161-nucleotide messenger RNA. RefSeq lists its product as uncharacterized. Gene Ontology annotation, biological process: cell surface receptor protein tyrosine kinase signaling pathway; positive regulation of kinase activity; multicellular organism development. NCBI's taxonomy places the organism in Eukaryota, Metazoa, Porifera, Homoscleromorpha, Homosclerophorida, Plakinidae. The transcript has 9 exons. Gene Ontology annotation, molecular function: transmembrane receptor protein tyrosine kinase activity; ATP binding. Gene Ontology annotation, cellular component: signaling receptor complex; plasma membrane. Bases 2 to 3826 code for a protein of 1274 amino acids. The record is from RefSeq and is a predicted model, not a curated record.
GAUGCCUGAAUCGGAAUUCGUUGAGUUGGCAAACAAUGUUGUGAAUGAGGAGGAGGAUCAUAGCACGGAUUUGCUCAUUCAAACAGGCUUUUUGUCACUACUUGACAGUCCGUUUCUCCACAGUUCUACAGUGAAAUUUGACGUUUUUCUUCCAUAUCAAAAUCAAUUUCUUAUGCUGCAGCAAACCUGUGAGCUUCAAGCGUUGGUAGCUGUUGAUUUUCUGGCACAGGAAGGUUGGGGUGAUGUUACUCUUGUCACCAGUGGAGAUUACUGUGGUGGAGAGUCUACCCUGCUGUUCAAGCAACAGAUCGACGACAAAGACCUGGACUGCCAUUUCAAUGUUGCCUAUCGACGGCAGCAACCCCCUGAAACAACAGCAGAUAUGCCAAAAGACUAUACACAAUUGGCUAUUCAAACCAUUGGUGAAGCAUAUGAACAACAUACGGCUAAUACUUAUUCAAAACACCGUAAAUUCUACGAUGAUUUGGAGCAGUCAACACACAUUGUCUAUCUCUCGUCUAUUGAGUUUGCUGUUACCACUCUUCAAAUCUUUAGUGAAUCCGUUUUGUCACAUGUCAAUCGCACAUAUUCGUUUCUGUUUGGAGAUUUCUGGGGUGACCCAAGACAAGCAGAUACCUUGUUUGAACUCAUCGUACAAUUGGUGGAAAAUGGCCACAAAGUCUAUGCUCUCAGGAACGAUAUUAAUGGGACUGAAGUAAUUCAAGAACACAUGGCAUCCGUUCGUCUCAAUUCAUAUGAGUGGAAUCGGAACACGUGGUUGCAGCGAUAUUGGCAGAGUUAUUACAAUUGUUCUGAUCAAUGCAAUGCUAAUGAAUCAUUGCCUGCAAUUAUUAGACCAAUUUUGAGAAACUACAAAGCUGCACUUGUCAUGGUGGGAGUUUCUCUGAUCAGAGAAUUCGUAGAGGUUCACUAUGCUAACUACAAAGAACCACCUGGAACGUUCAAUUUAGCUGACGGUUUUAUACCCGACAAUGCCAAUAGGACAAUUGAGAACAAGGAGACUGGAAAUACGUUAGUGUUUGGAAGAACAGGACACCCAAAGGACUCAUUGGAUUGGCAACAACCUUUGCAAUGGCAAUACAGGAUUCUUGAAUUAGAGAUGGUGAUCGAAACAGAAAUUGAUACUGGAGCAGAUGGAGUGUAUUCUAGAGAUAUGAACGUCUCAGAGCAUACAUCAAAUGAAACAAUGCUGGGACUUGGGUUCAAUGAUACAUCAAAUGGAACAACGGAGUUUACUUACGUUCUAGGUGGGAAAGAGUAUGGGAUAUGGACAAUUGAUAGCAAUGGGAUAGAAAGCAACAGUGGUCACCUCUAUGUUUUUGUUAAUAAUUCUGAAUUUCCCACUACUCCUACAGUCAACAAUGUGGAUAACAACACAAAUGUGGAUAACAACAAGAAUGCCUCUGUAAACAGCACUGUCAGUUCGGAGAUUCCCACUGUCGUUAGUACUCCUACAGUCAAUAUCUCCGACAGUGUUGGUAAUAUGACUGACUUUGGUAGCAACACUAAUGGCUCUCUUGGUAACAGCACUGUCAUGUCCACAAUGACACCAAUACAACAGCAACUGCUUCCUAAGUUUCAAACAUGCCCAACAACAGCAGUACCAACAACAACAGUGCCAACAACAGCAGUACCAACCACAUCAGUACCAACAACGCUGACGAUGAAACCAACAACGGAGUUUAUGGACGACUGUAAUCCUGACAAACUGCACGGUAUGGUCGGUCUUGUUGUUGUCAUCCUUCUUCUGCUUAUCGUCGUAUGUCUCGUGUACAUAUGGAAUGACAGUUGUGUACGAAUAAAGAGUGACAAUGAUGAAACAGUAACAAAUGACGGCAAUAUAAAAGUGAGUGUGAAACGUGUUCUUAGAUCACCAGGAUACAGUAUUCUGCUGGGUCUCACUCUGUUUUCGAUCUGCAUUUGCUUCUGGAUCAUAUUCGGCAAUGAGUCUUUCGAUUGUGAUAAUCGUGGAGAUGACUUCUUGGUGAAUUUGGUGAAUGGCGUUUGCUUCACUGUCUUACUGAUUUACGUUGCCUGUCGAAGGUUUGAGAAUCGUCUUGGACAACUGUGCCUUAAAAUAUGUGGCUUCCUUGCUUUGGUCAUGAUUCAGCUCAUUGUGGCGGCUGUGGCUCACUUUGACAAAGUAGAGAAGUUUGAUGACAACAGUACGGCAAUUGAACAUUGUUACCAAGAACGAGGCAAAUCAGUAGUGGCUGGUUCGUACUGGUUUGGUGCCAUUCUUCUGAUUGCAUUCAUUGCUCUCCUCAUUGUCGACUUGUGUGUGAAAAAGGAUGAAGAAGAUGAGCAUCAUUUGACUGUUUUUAACAUUAUCAGGACAUCGAUUGCAGUUGCAGCCAGCAUCCUGUACAUGACUGGGUUGGUGUUUGUUGUGCACGUUGAUAGUACAUCACAGUGUCUUAAUCAUGGACGGUGGUUCAUUUUCCUUGCGCUGUUUCCUGCAUUUGUUGGUCUCCUUGUGAGUGCUCUUCAAACUGUCAAAAGCAUUCGUGAAAAGAGGAGAGAAAUCCAAGAAUACCGUUAUUCUAUGGAGCUGCUAAGAAUUCGUAGUCAGUCUUUGCAAAAUCAUCUCUAUCUAUUUGAUGGAUUUCCUCACCUCUCUGCCAAAGCUGAAGGAUCAAGCUUCAAGCUUGACGACGAUGUCCUAAAAGAGAUGGGCGAAGUGCUGAUUGAUCCUGGAAGGAUAGACAUCAAAGUUGCAAUUGGAAAAGGCAAUUUUGGAGAGGUUUUCAAGGGUAUGCUUGAUACAGACAACGAAGUCGCAGUCAAAUCGGUGCAGGAUGUGACUAGUCAAAAGGAGGUGACUGAUUUUAUACGGGAAGGACUGCAGAUGAAGGCAUUCAACCAUCCCAAUGUAAUGGAACUGGUUGGGAUCUGUUGGCUAAACGACAACAGCGCAAAUGUACGAAUGACUGCACCGUUGAUCGUACUGCCAUUUAUGGAGAGAGGAGAUCUCAAAAACUACCUGAGAAAAAGCAGACCAGGAAAGCUUUCUCCGGAGGAAGCACUGAAAAGUCCAAUCAAUCUUGCUCAACUAGCAAAGUUUUGUCAUCAGAUUGGUAUGGGAAUGGAAUAUCUCAGCAAGCAGGGCAUCAUUCAUCGUGAUCUUGCCGCUAGAAACUGCAUGGUGAACAAUGAUUUGGAAAUAAAAGUGGCCGACUUUGGUCUUUCUCGUGCAAUGUCUGAGGGCAAGGACUAUUAUAGGAUGGGACAUGGAGGCCAGCUGCCAGUGAAAUGGAUGGCACCUGAAAGUCUCAUUGAUUUCUUCUUCACAGAAAAGUCUGACGUGUGGGCAUUUGGUGUUACAAUGUGGGAAGUCAUGACUUUGGCUCAAGUUCCCUAUCCUGGUGUCUCCAAUCAAGAUGUUAUUCCCUACCUUAAACGAGGAGAUCGUCUCCACAAACCUGAUGAGUGUCCGUUUGAAAUAUACGAAAUUAUGAAGUGUUGCUGGAUAAUGAACGCCGAGGAACGUCCUACAUUCACAAGUCUGGUCCGAGAUAUUGAAGAAUUUCUCACCGAGUUAAUGAAUUACUUUGAUCCUAAUGCUGGUGAUGAACCUGUCCCACCGGAUCCUUACUCAAACUGGUCUCAGGCACGUUCAGCCGAAAUCAUGGAAAUCGAAGAACAGGCUGAGAGAGAAAGAGCAAAUUGUGAGAAUGAGCUGGCUGGUGGUGAAGGAUUAGAGCUUCUGGACAAGCUAGGACGAGGUGGUGAAGUGGUUGUCGAUGUGACUGCAGUGGAGGAGAAUGAAACACCUCGUUAUCAUCAGUCAGAGUUGGAUGUUUAGCACUUGCACAACAGUAAGCAGUAAAUUAUCGGUAUCACAACACAAAAAUAAGCAGUCUUAUUAUCGGUAUCCAUUAUGUAUCCAUUAUCCGUAUCAGGUGUAGAUAGUUGCAGCAUGGUAAUAGGUAGUUCAUCUUCAUGAGUAACGAACAGAAAUUUGUAGUGAUCUACAAUUUGUGUUACCAUUGUCGUAUUGUAUGUAUUGAUGACAUUGUCUAGUGUUGUGUGAUUUGUGGACUGUACUAAACAUAAAUUUUAGUCACUAUACUGCAAAGUCACGUGACUCAUUUGUGGUAAAUUCAACUGGUAACUAUCAAGUGUUACAAGCAAAUUUGC